AUGCCCCAAGACCUAACAGCACAAGUCACAAUAUCCAAAACCUCUUUUGAAAUCAACCAAAGUACUAAUUGGAGUGAAGAAGUUGAGAAUAACAUUACGGCUACCAAAAACCCUACGGUAAACCGUCCCGGUAGUAUUACAACAAUACUACAUAUGGAAACACAAGAA
Molecule: messenger RNA, 168 nt
Organism: Acaulospora colombiana
Lineage: Eukaryota; Fungi; Glomeromycota; Glomeromycetes; Diversisporales; Acaulosporaceae
Source: the annotation of a GenBank genome assembly